UAUCUGCUCUACUGUAACAACCCUGGGGGGGGGGUUAUAAGAGCGGAUAUCAACUGUGCCGCUUAGAGCGCGCGCUGGACUUUCGGCCAAGAAAGGUCGAGGGUUCGAGUCCUUGCUUCCCUGCCUGUUUCAUUACACUGGUGUCAGAAGUGGGAUCGGACCCUUUGCAGCCACCACAGUGCGCGUGCUUGGCCGGUGGGAGUGUGUGCGCGCGCGCGCGAUCCUGUUAAAAAAACGUAGGGUUCGCAAGCUAGCGCGAGGACGCGCUCUUUGAAAAGGAGGGAUGAGUGUAACGACCCCCCUGGGGUUUAAUUAAUAAGGGCUAGAAGGUCGAGGGUUCGAGACCUGCUUCACUACAAUUACGAACGGAUGUCUAAGCCCCAGAAUGGAGAGCCAGCAGCAGAUGAUCCAGAGGUGAUGUUCCAGAUGCCUGGUCCAACCGUCUCCUUCUCCAGACUACACUACUCUGUCAUGGAGAGCAAUGGACUCUGCCACAAGACAGGACCUGAGAAGCACAUCCUCAAAGACAUCAGCGGCAUCAUGAGACCAGGGAUGAACGCCAUCAUGGGGCCAACAGGAAGUGGAAAAACAUCUCUCCUGGAUGUGAUAGCAGGUCGUAAGGACCCAGCAGGGUUGAAGUUUGGUCAGGUUCUGAUCGAUGGGAAGAUGGUGGACUCUGACCUCCGACUCAUAUCUGCCUACGUGGUGCAGGAUGAUAUAUUGAUGGGAACUCUGUCAGUGAGAGAGAACUUGUUGUUCAGUGUGAACCUGAGACUAGACCCUCAACAUUAUUCUACAGCUGACAAACAGCAGAGAGUGGACAGCAUCAUAGAGGACCUGGGUCUACAGGACUGUGCCCACACCAAGAUAGGAACAGAGUUCCUGCGUGGUGUGUCUGGGGGAGAGAGGAAGAGGUGCAGCAUCGGUAUGGAGCUCAUUACUUCUCCUCGUCUUCUGUUCCUGGAUGAACCCACAACUGGUCUGGACUCUAACACUGCUAACCACAUCAUCAACUUACUGCAUAGGCUGUCUAGAAGCGGUAAGACUAUCGUGUUCUCCAUCCAUCAGCCUCGUUACUCAAUCUUCAGCCGCUUUGACCACCUGACCCUGAUGCACCGAGGAGAGUUGGUGUACGCUGGAGCUGCUGGGAAGGCCCUGAGCUACUUUACUGACUUGGGGUAUCACUGUGAGCCGUUCAACAACCCCUCUGACUUCUUCUUGGACGUCACUAACGGAGAGGCUCAGUCUACACUAGACAUCACUUCAUUUAACUAUGAUGAUAAGGAGAACUGUGACAACAGCAACCUUCUGGCUGUGAGCUACAGACAGUCAACUCAGUACCAGAGGGUGGUGGAGGAGCUGGACCAUUUGACCCAGGGUCUGGAGGGAGGGGUCGGAGGUCAGGGACAGAAGGCCGACUACGUCACCUCCUUCUGGUACCAGAUGAGGAUAGUGGGUGGUCGUAUGAUGGUGAACUCUCUCAGGAACCCCCAGACAUCGUACGCUCAGCUGGCCCUCAACAUCUUCUUCGCUCUGCUGGUCGGCCUAAUCUACUACCAGAUCCCCCUGACUCUACCUGAAGCCCUACAGAACAGGAUGGGAGCAUUCUUUUUCCUCAUCAUCAACAUGGUGUUUGGGAAUCUUUCAGCUGUGGAACUCUUCAUCAAUGAGAGAGCUCUGUUCAUCCAUGAGAACUCUAGUGGGUACUACCGCACGUCCGUCUACUUCCUGUCCAAGAUAUUCGCUGACCUCAUCCCCAACCGCAUUGUCCCUAUCCUCAUCUUCUCAGCCAUCGCCUACUAUAUGAUGGGUCUGAAGCCAGCCUUCACAGCGUUCCUGCUCUUCACACUGACGAUGUCCCUGGUCAGUCUCGCUGCGGCCAGUCUAGCGUUCCUGGUCUCAGCCUCUGUCUCCUCCUUCGCUAUGGGCCAACGUCCCCAUCGCCCUGCCUUUCGUCUUCAUGAUG
Messenger RNA from Oncorhynchus gorbuscha (pink salmon), 1966 nucleotides. Its product is annotated as broad substrate specificity ATP-binding cassette transporter ABCG2-like. Lineage: Eukaryota; Metazoa; Chordata; Actinopteri; Salmoniformes; Salmonidae. Gene Ontology annotation, molecular function: ABC-type transporter activity; ATP hydrolysis activity; ATP binding. Gene Ontology annotation, cellular component: plasma membrane. The transcript is spliced from 13 exons. The record is from RefSeq and is a predicted model, not a curated record. The annotation marks the transcript as partial.